AAUUUCAAUUUGCAAUUUAAAUCAGUCAAAACGUAAACAGCAAUUUAUUACCGUUUUUCUAUUAAAAACAACUAUAAGCGUUAAUAUCAGUGAUAAAGUCUAAUGAAAUGUUUUUACAUAACACACAUCGGUUGUUUCUUUUAGUAUGGUUUAUCCAUUAAAAAUGAUUCUUUUGGGUUUAAAAAGGAAAAUUUUCAUAUUUUUCUUAAUAGCUGGUAUCGGUUUCUUCUUAUUUUUGUGGCGUCAUAAUUCACUGAUUAAUGAAACUGAUCGUCAGCUCAGAUUACAGAAAAUAUCUGAAGAUGUCAAAAAUGAAGCUAACAAAAUUGCCUGUAGGCAACCAAAGCUCGAGCUCUACAGUCCAGAAAUUAUGAAGUUUGUGAAACCUGUACCACCUAUAAAUUGUGCCAAGUCAGGUAUGGAUUGGGUAAAAUGUAGGGGUUCCGAAUGUGUUAUACAGGCUGCGGCAAUUCGAAAACAUGGCCCCAUCAAAUGUUCAUUUACUGACAUACUAAGGGUCAACGAUCACGAGCUAACUGACGGUGAAACCACUUUAUCAACUGAAUAUUACAAGCUUGAGAAGAGCGACGUGGUGAGAGUUUCAUGCUAUUCUUCGGAUAAAAAAUGGUCUGCCACACUAACAGGAAUCCGACUAGAUAAUGAUAUAUGGGACAACACUAGCUGGGAAGAAAUGCCUGACAGAGCGUUAAGAAUGAACGUGCUAAUGUUCGGAUACGAUUCGUUAUCUCGAAAUGCUUUUAGAAGAAAACUGCCAAAGAGCUACGAGUACUUGACUCAAGAAUUAAGAAGUAUCGUUUUAGAAGGGUAUAAUAUUGUGGGCGAUGGAACACCCCAAGCCUUAAUACCGAUACUUACCGGACAGACUGAACUUGAGUUGCCUGACACCAGGAAACGCUUGAAAAACACCCAUUAUCUCAACACUUAUCCUUUUGUAUGGAAUGAUUACAAAAAAGUUGGUUAUGUUACUGCGUUUUUUGAAGAUAUGCCUAAUAUUGGCACUUUUACUUAUAGGCUUAAUGGAUUUAAGGCUGCACCUACAGAUCAUUACAUGAGACCAUACUAUUUGGCUAACUUAGGGGAACAAUCUAAAUGGCCAAGGUUAUGUACUGGUGAAAUACCAAGACAUCAAGUAAUGCUUAAUAUGAUCAAAGAUUUUUUUAGCGUAUACCGAACAAAACCGAAAUUCCUUUUCGGGUUUCAUGCCGAACUCUCCCACGAUGACUACAAUUUAAUCGGAGUAGCAGACGACGACACCAUGAACUUCUUAAAAGAUCUUAAAAGUUCCGGGGCAUUAAACAACACCAUAUUGAUCGUUAUGGCCGAUCAUGGACACAGGUUUGCAGAUGUGCGUAAUACUGUUCAGGGCAAACAAGAGGAACGGCUGCCGUUCUUUUCCUUUGCCUUUCCCGAAUGGUUUGAGCGGGAAUAUCCUAAAGCUUUUAGUAAUUUUAAGGAAAACGCGAACAAACUAACGACUCCGUUUGAUAUAUACGCGACACUUCGUGAUGUUAUACAUUUGCGCUAUACCGGUGUGGCAGAUAUUACCGAAAGAGGUGUUUCGUUGUUUACUAAGAUCCCACAAGAAAGAUCUUGUGCACACGCCUUCAUCGAACCGCACUGGUGCGCCUGCUUGGAGUGGGAAAACGUUCCGUUAACGGAUCCAAUCACCGGCAGAUUAACUAAACACUUCUUAAAAACCGUCAAUAACAUCACCGCCGAUUAUAGAAAUAUUUGCGAAGAACUGUUUAUCAGGGACCUAUUCUGGAUCACCAAACUGGCGCCGAAUAAAAAAUUUUUGAAAUUCAACCAUAACGCGGACAUUGACGGUUUUAUCGCCGAUAUGUCGGCGAAGAUGCGUGUCAAAGAGAAUCUUUAUCAAAUUAAGUUGUCUCUGACGCCGGGCAAUUCGAUUUUCGAGGCUUCGCUCAGCCAUAAUUUGGAUAGUGACCGGAUCGAUUUAAAGAUUAGUGACAUCAGUAGGAUAAAUAUGUAUAAGGCGCAAGCUACCUGUGUGGAACCGAAUUUGCCUCAUUUAAGGAAAUAUUGUUUUUGUAAAGGGUCGAAAGUUUAAAUUAGAGUGACUUUAAGAGAACUGCAUUCAUUUAUGGAAUUCUUGGGUGCGGAAAUUAAUGGAUUGACUUGCAAUAAGAAAUAUAAACCUCAAGUUAAAAAGAACGUCCCAAAUUAAGAAUAUGCAGUUUCCCUCUCAGGACCAGCACAAGUGUAGUCAUGAAUUUUUAUGGUCAUGUCUUUUUAACUUAGGCUUUUCUGUUUUCUGUUGCAUGUUUACAUAUGUCGGCACCCAAGGCAGAAAUUGGCCAUGUUUGCUAAAUUUAAGACAUGUUUUUAUAUUUUUGUGAAAAACCAUUAGCAGUUUUCCAAAAACUCGAAGGUGCAAUCUCCAGAAUCUACAAUUGAUGUAUUUAUAUAUUUAUUUAAUAAGAAAAUUUUUGAAGCUAGUCAAAUUGAAUCUCUGUGUGUAAAAUUAAGUCUCGCUAAUUUUCUGGGAAUUACCGCAAUAAAUAUUGAACCGAUUUAUUAAUUUUAAUGGCUCGUAAGCCUCUCUAAAGCCUAUAUUUUUGGAAUAAAUGGGCUAAAAAACGCACAUUUUCCAAAGAAAAAGACACUAAACGUCUUUUUCUUUAAAACUGUUGCCGCAUAAUAUACUAUAAAGCUUUUUUUUUGUAAAAAACGAAUUAUUGUUAGUGGUAAACCGUCUAAUUGUAGUUUUGAAACGCCUAGUCAAUUUGCUAGAAUUGCAAAUAGAUCUGUGAAAAUUUGUUUAGGUACUAUGUAAAAAUGUGAUUACACAUUUGGCCAGUGACUUUACGUUAACCGUUUUUGUGAAUAAAGGAAAAUAGUUUUUACCUA
Messenger RNA from Anthonomus grandis grandis, 2892 nucleotides. RefSeq lists its product as uncharacterized. The record is from RefSeq and is a predicted model, not a curated record. The coding region runs from base 146 to 2092 and encodes 648 amino acids. NCBI's taxonomy places the organism in Eukaryota, Metazoa, Arthropoda, Insecta, Coleoptera, Curculionidae. The transcript is spliced from 7 exons.